UGUGAUUGGUGUGUUGUGCUGAGCUGCGCUUUCGGGGCGGGUGGGCAGUAUUGGGCAGUAUUGGGCUCUGAAUGACCACAGAUACUGAUACCCACGCGGACAGCGCGAGCGGAGGAUGAGCAGAGGAUGAGGAGAGGAUGAGAGGAUGUCUGCGCGCGAGCUGAUGGAGGCCAGGGUGCGCGAGGAGGAGGAGGAGGAGGAGGAGGAUGAAGAUGAAGGAGAGGAGCUGACUCUGCAGGAGAUACUGACCCUCUAUAACCAGCCCAUAAAUGAGGAGCAGGCCUGGGCCGUGUGCUACCAGUGCUGCCGGACCCUGGCGGAGCGGGGCGGCCCGGGACCCAGGCGCGCGGGGCUGCACCCCCGGGGGGUCAUCGAGGGUCCGGAGGACGUGUGGAUACACCAGAACGGCACAGUGCGGCUUCAGCCCGCAGGUAAAGGCCAGGCGGCAUCCUCAGCAGUGUGGGUAAUCGAGUCUCUGGGGAUUAUGAUCUAUAAAGCUCUGGAUUACGGUCUGAAGGAGAACGAGGAGCGGGAGCUGAGUCCACCACUGGAGAAGCUCAUCGACCUGAUGACCAACACGGCCGGUCCGUACACCGACCCCUGCAGGGACGAGGGCUACGAGGCCACUGAGGAAGAGGAGGAGGAGGAAGGGCGGGGGUGCGGCAGCGGGAUUCGGCGCUACCGAGACGUCUUGAAGCUGUGUACGUCUCACCUCCCGAGCCCAGAGGAUGCCCCCGCCCACUACCAGGCGGUGUGCCGUGCCCUUUACGCCGAGACCCUGGAGCUGCGCACCUUUCUGGACAAGAUCAGGAGUGCUAAAGAGAAUCUGCGGAAGAUGGAGGGUGAUACCACUGAUGACCCAACCCGAGACCUAAAUGAGUUACAGAACGCAGAUUGGGCUGGGUUCUGGGUGCAGGUAAUGAGGGAUCUGAGGAACGGGGUGAAGCUGAAGAAGGUUCAGGAGCGUCUGUAUAACCCCCUGCCCUUCGAGUACCAGCUCACGCCCUAUGAAAUGCUGAUGGACGACAUCCGCGCCAAGCGCUACAAACUGCGCAAAGUCAUGGUAAACGGAGAUAUUCCUCCACGGUUAAAGAAGAGUGCACACGAGGUCAUCCUGGACUUCAUUCGCUCCAGACCUCCACUCAACCCAGUAGCAGCACGUAAGUUGAAACCUCAGGUAGAGCGUCCUCCGAGUUUACACGAGCGAAUCCUAGAGGAAAUCAAAUCUGAGAGGAAGCUCCGCCCAGUGUCACCUGACAUGAUCCGCAGGAGCAAACCAGUAUUUCGGCCUCUUGGCCAUUCUCAGAGUUUUGACUCUUCAGACGUGUCCUCCCCCGACGCCGCGAGGAAAGCGUCCAGCACGCUGUCGUUAGCCAACGGAUCCUCCGUCCAGCAGGGCGGCGCCAGCGGCUUCCAGAGGAAGAGACUCCAGGCGCCUACCCUGUCCGAACUGGAGACCUCCGACUCAGACGAUGAGACGAUCGGCCAGCGCUCGGUCAGCAGCUCCAGCAUCUCCACGCCCAUGGUGGAGGACACGUCUCCGGAGUCCGUGCUGGGCAAGAAGACCCCGCCCAUGUUCCUGCCCAUCUCCUCCACGCCGCAGCCUGAGAGGAAGCAGCCGGCCCAGAGGAGACACUCCAUAGAGAAGGAGACGCCCACCAACGUCCGCCAGUUCAUCCCUCCGUCCAGGCACAGCUCCAAAUCACUAGAGGAGUUCUGUUUCCCGGUGGAGUGUUUGUCUCUGACGGUGGAGGAGGUGAUGCACAUCCGGCAGGUUCUGGUUAAAGCUGAGCUAGAGAAGGUCCAGCAGUGCAGAGAUGUUUACAACGCGCUGAAGAAGGGAAAGCUCUGCUUCUGCUGUCGAACCAAGAAGUUCUCCUUCUUCACCUGGUCCUACACCUGCCAGUUCUGCAAAAGGACUGUGUGUUCACAGUGCUGUAAGAAGAUACGGCUGCCCUCUAAACCGUACGGCGCCCUGCCCAUCUACUCUCUCGGUCCGUCCACCUCCACACUGACCCGAGACAAACCGGAGAAACCCAGCACGAGCCACCACCGGCCCAGCCUGCAGCGCACCAUGUCCAAACUGUCGAAGACGUCACGCCAGGCGUCCUCGUCCUCCUCGCGGGAGGAGGCGGAGCUUCCCAAGGAGCUGACGGAGGAUUGGAGCAGUAUGGAGGUGUGUGUAGACUGUAAGAAGUUCAUUUCUGACAUCAUUUCCUCCAGUAAGCACAGCCUGUCUCUGGCCACCAAGCGAGCGCGGCUGAAGCGUAAGACGCAGUCGUUCGUCCUCUCCUCGGCUAAAGGAGGAGAGUACCGGCCUUCAGAGAGGACUAUCAACGAGGUCUGAGACACCGGCUCUCAGAACCGGGACUGAGUCUCCGUUCCUGGACUAGACUGAUGAGGAACUCUGUGGAGAGGAGCCUGUAUGAUCUCCGGGUCUGUCUCGGUCUUCAUGCUCUCAUUGGAUGCUUAAAUCAGAAGAAUGAUGUUCAUUUUCUGAAGUUAUUUUUAUGUUUAAGUGCUUUAUAUACAAUCCGAGAGGACUGACGUCUCACACUGCAUUUACACAGCUCUGUCACGUCGACGUAUAGCGUUGUAUCCUAUUAAUUUUUAAUAGGAAGCAUUCAUGGCUUCGGCAUGUCGAGUCCGGAAGAUGCCAUGCAAUAAAACGUUGAGCCGAGGUGAAAUUCAUGCAAAUUAAUCUGUCCAACUUCCAAAAAAGCAUGAAGAAAAGCUAAUCACUGCGGUUUUAGGCUUUCCUGUCCUUUAUGAUCAAUCCCUGCUGAUUUACAGGGACUCUGAUCAGCGUAAUACAGCGUGGAGGAAAAAGUCAUUUUUGCAAAAAACAUUGUCCUUAUACAGAGAGAAUAGUUUAUUUUAACAUUUAUUUAGAAUCAGACAGACCCAAUUAGUCCAAUUCUAGCUUUCUAUAGUAAGUAAAUAAACUAGUUGCAAACAUAAUUUUGCAUAAGAUUUUUUUAGCUGGCCCAUGUUUCUUUCUGGACUGGCUGUAGAAACUUCUGACUGGGAUUCCCAUGUGUAAUUGUCAUGUACACACUAGACGCUAUGAGCAGUGUCCCCAUAUAAGGUUGCAGGGUCUCAAGCUCAGAUUAUCGAACAUUUAUAUUUAUAAAUAUGCAUUUAUAUUCAUUAGUUCAUAGAAAAUAAAGCUUGUAUAAAACUGUUUCCCAUUUAUUAUAAAAAUAUUUAAUUGGACGACGCAGGGAACGCCUUUGUAACGCCCACAUGCGACCAGUUGAAGGCAGGCAGUGCAUUCGUUCAUAUGCGUUGACGCAUCGGAGCAGUGUAAAUGUAGCGUAACCCACUCACCUCAGAAGAUACGUUAAACUAGAGAUGUUUAAUCUUUAGCAUGAACACAAAUGUGCCAGUUCCACUGGCAGCAAAGCAGCCAUGGCAUGAUGCUCCCACCACCAUGCUUAACAGUUGGUACGGAUUUCCUUUCCUCCUGCAAAUAUAAAUACAGAAGAAAAAAUCUGCAAAAUACUGUACUAUCUGUAGAAGCACCCCCUAUCUGUAUAGCCUUAAAUAUCAAAUUUAAACAAACAUUAGCAAAUGUCUCCAAACUAUUUGGUAAACUUACUGAAAGUAUGUUUUUUUUUUGUUUGUUUUUUAGAAAAUAAAAAUCAGCCACAGUUGUUACUAAAUGAAUAAAACAUUGUAACAGUUAUACAGCGA
Molecule: messenger RNA, 3696 nt
Organism: Astyanax mexicanus (Mexican tetra)
Lineage: Eukaryota; Metazoa; Chordata; Actinopteri; Characiformes; Acestrorhamphidae
Gene: spire1b
Product: spire-type actin nucleation factor 1b
Exons: 17
Coding region: 146-2347 (733 amino acids)
Biological process (GO): actin nucleation; establishment of meiotic spindle localization; Golgi vesicle transport
Cellular component (GO): cytoplasmic vesicle membrane; cell cortex
Molecular function (GO): actin binding
Source: RefSeq, a predicted model, not a curated record